Messenger RNA from Aspergillus nidulans FGSC A4, 1876 nucleotides. RefSeq names its product cation diffusion facilitator family transporter. Gene Ontology annotation, cellular component: membrane. Gene Ontology annotation, biological process: inorganic ion homeostasis; transmembrane transport; monoatomic ion transport. The record is from RefSeq and is a predicted model, not a curated record. The transcript is spliced from 5 exons. Gene Ontology annotation, molecular function: monoatomic cation transmembrane transporter activity. NCBI's taxonomy places the organism in Eukaryota, Fungi, Ascomycota, Eurotiomycetes, Eurotiales, Aspergillaceae. The coding region runs from base 189 to 1691 and encodes 500 amino acids.
CUCCCUUUGAUUCCUCAUUCCUCAUUUCUGAUCCUGCAUUCCUCUUCUCUCCUCAUGUAUCCUUUGUAUCGCCUCCACAGCCAUCAAUCUCCUUUUUAAUACCUAACUGUUUGGGAUAACGGUGUCAGCCCGUCCUUGGUUGUCUUUCUGCUCUCGCCUUUCAGGAAGGCUCCGCGUCGCAAACCAUCAUGGGCCUCUCGAAAACCAACAGGAUUAUGAUCCUGUUGGUCAUUGAUACGGCGUUCUUUUUGCUGGAAUUGAUUGCUGGUUACUCCGUCCACUCGCUUGCCCUCGUCGCGGAUUCGUUUCAUAUGCUGAAUGAUGUGAUCUCGUUGCUCGUCGGAUUGUGGGCUGUCAAAGUGGCCAACCGCGAAACGUCAUCCAAGAUGUACACCUACGGAUGGCAACGGGCCGAAACCCUGGGUGCGCUAGUCAAUGGUGUAUUUCUCGUUGCUUUGUCUUUAUCUAUUUUCCUCGAAGCGAUACAAAGAUUGGUUGAGCCACAGGAGGUCAGGAACCCCAAGCUUGUCUGCGGAGUGGGAUGCGCCGGAUUGCUGUCGAACAUCCUGGGACUGGUUCUGUUUCACGAUCAUUCGCACGGCCACGGCCACGGACAUGGACACUCUCAUGAGGAUGCGGAGGGCGUUGAUGCCGCGGAGCAAGGCCAGGUCCACGAUCACGGCCACUCGCAUGCGGGGCGCGAUGUAGCGGGCGCAAUAACUGAACCCACCGCCGCUUAUUCCCGGCGACGGACAAUUGACAGCCAGCACCGCAGCUCUCGCCGAGGCUUUGAAGAUAUUGGCGGCCACCCGGCUAGCAUGAGGCAGGACAUAAUUUUCGCGGCUAACCGAAACAAAUUUCCCGAUGAGGACGACAGCUAUGAGUCAGAUGAACGCGCGGAGGACGGUGCGGGAGAUAAUGGCGGGCCUACUGAACGGUCGACGCUGUUAGGCCACACGGACCGAGCAGCCAAUUAUACAGACGAGCACGCUCCUGUUAGGGACCAAACGAAGAAAGACCCUCACGAGACUCACAACCACGCUCAGCCUAAGCCCAAGGACAAAAAGCACGGCCAUGAUCUCAACAUGCGAGGAGUCUUUCUCCACGUCAUGGGGGACGCCCUAGGCAACAUUGGCGUCAUCCUGUCUGCUCUUGUUAUCUGGCUGACCGAUUAUUCUUGGAGAUUUUAUGUGGACCCUGGUAUAUCGCUCGUUAUCACGGUGAUUAUUCUGGCGUCAGCAAUUCCUCUCUGCAAAGCUGCCUCUCGCAUCCUGUUGCAGGCCGUGCCACAUGGAUUAAGCAUUGACCACAUCAAGGAAGAUAUUGAGAGCCUUCCUGGUGUCAAAGGGUCUCACCAUCUCCAUGUAUGGCAGCUCAGUGACACUAAGACUGUCGCUUCGAUCCAUAUCCAAGUGGACACCGAGAUCAAAGGCGAGGGUUCUGAGCGUUACAUGCACCUUGCCAAGCAAGUAAGACAAUGCUUACACGCCUAUGGCAUCCAGUCAUCAACCAUCCAGCCAGAGUUUCCUCGCGACAGUGAUACAGAAGACAACCAGGUGGGCUCAGCUCACCUGCCAUCGGGCAGUCCCAGCCGCACCCCAAGUAUUCGAGACGGCGAUCCUCAGGCCUGCCUGUUAGAAUGCGGCGAUGAGUGCGCCGGCGGUCACUGCUGUCCCACAAAGCCCACCUAGAGUCCUCUACAUCCGUUAUCUUUUGGCCUAUUUAUACUCUUGUCUUAUUACUAGCUGUUUCCAAAAGAGCCUGCCCCGACCUUGCAUUGUUUAUACCCCAUUCCUCAACUGUGUCAAAUUACUCCUGUUGCGUCAUAUGACUACUUAUAGAUAGCCUAAUGCUACGCAUGAUACCUACUCUGAGA